AUGAUCUCCCAAUUUCAGUAUUCAUCCAGAUUAAACCCAAAGAUAUUAAAAAAUGGCCUACUCAAAGGCUUUACUUCUUUCUCUCUUAGGUGUUACUCUUCUCAUUUCCUCUCAUGUCUUUGCUCGUGAGCUAGCCGAGGCCUCCACUACUGAACAAACACAGUCUGUUGAAGAGACUAAGUAUGGACAUGGAGGACAUAGCACUUAUGGACAUGGUGGCAUGCACUAUGGACACGGCGGUCAUUACCCACCCAACGAAGCUCAAAGUAAGGAUAGUAAGAAGGAAACCGUAGUACCGGACCACUAUGGUGAAGGUGGCUAUGAUCAGGGUGGGUAUGGCUAUGGUCAUGAUCAUGGUGGGUAUGGCUAUGGUCAUGAUCAUGGUGGAUACGGUCAUGAUCACGAUGGUUACGGUCAUGAUCACGGUGGGUAUGGCUAUGGUCAUGAUCAUGGUGGUUACGGUCAUGAUCACGAUGGUUACGGUCAUGAUCAUGGCGGGUAUGGCCACGGUGGAUAUGGCCAUGGUGGUUAUGGUGGUCACUACCCCCCAAAGGAGACAAAGACUGCCAUUGAACCGGAACACUAUGGUGGAGGUGGGUAUGGCUACGGUCAUGAUCAUGGAGGUUACGGUCACGGAAGUUAUGGACAUGGUGGAUAUGGCCAAGGUGGUUAUGGACACGGGGGAUAUGGACACGGUGGUUAUGGAGGUCACUACCCUCCAAAGGAGACAAAGACUACCGAGACACAAAAGGGUAACUGAAUGAGAAAGGUUAAGAAGAAGAAAAAUGUGGGUGUGUAUUAUAGUGUAUGAAUAACACGUUGAUCAGAUUAUAUCUACGUGGUACUACGUACUCCGUAUUGUUGUAGACUGUGUAGGUAUGUUUAAGAUGAAUUAAGGUUCUUAUUAUAAAUCUUUGAUGUAAUCAUUCUCAAUCGAUGUACUCUUCUAUGUCCAAUAAAUGUUUUGAUAGUUAAAA
Molecule: messenger RNA, 977 nt
Organism: Spinacia oleracea (spinach)
Lineage: Eukaryota; Viridiplantae; Streptophyta; Magnoliopsida; Caryophyllales; Amaranthaceae
Exons: 2
Coding region: 53-760 (235 amino acids)
Source: RefSeq, a predicted model, not a curated record